Messenger RNA from Papaver somniferum (opium poppy), 3237 nucleotides. RefSeq names its product coatomer subunit gamma-2-like. Gene Ontology annotation, molecular function: structural molecule activity. The record is from RefSeq and is a predicted model, not a curated record. Gene Ontology annotation, cellular component: endoplasmic reticulum-Golgi intermediate compartment; endoplasmic reticulum; COPI vesicle coat. Bases 205 to 2865 code for a protein of 886 amino acids. Gene Ontology annotation, biological process: endoplasmic reticulum to Golgi vesicle-mediated transport; intra-Golgi vesicle-mediated transport; intracellular protein transport. The transcript is spliced from 18 exons. Lineage: Eukaryota; Viridiplantae; Streptophyta; Magnoliopsida; Ranunculales; Papaveraceae.
GUUUAUGAAGUUCUAAACUCCCAGACAGAAAACCGAGAGAUUUCAGAUUUGAGUCAAGUGUGUGCUAAGAACACGAGGAGAGAGAAAGAGGGAGAUUACUUAACGAAAUUGAUAGAUUUUCUGUUUGAUUGUAUAAAAUUCUAGAAAGAGAUUUGAAUUGCUCAACCAACGAACUGAAACACACAGAUCGUUCUGCAAAUAACGAUGGCUCAACCUCUGAUAAAGAAAGAUGACGAUAGAGAUGAUGAAGCGGAAUAUUCACCUUUUCUUGGGAUCGAGAAGGGUGCUGUUCUUCAAGAAGCUAGAGUGUUUCAUGAUCCUCAACUUGAUCCCAGGAGAUGCUCUCAGGUGAUCACAAAACUUCUGUAUUUACUCAAUCAAGGAGAAUCAUUCACAAAGGUUGAAGCCACAGAAGUAUUCUUUGCUGUCACUAAGCUCUUUCAAUCCAAGGAUAUAGGACUCAGAAGAAUGGUUUACUUGAUUAUCAAGGAACUUUCUCCAUCAUCAGAUGAAGUUAUCAUUGUCACAAGCUCGUUGAUGAAGGAUAUGAAUAGCAAGUCCGACAUGUACAGGGCUAAUGCUAUCCGAGUUCUCUGUAGAAUUAUUGAUGGAACCCUUCUCACACAAAUAGAAAGAUACUUAAAGCAAGCAAUUGUUGACAAAAACCCAGUGGUUGCCAGUGCUGCUCUUGUCAGUGGAAUCCACUUACUUCAGACAAACCCAGAAAUUGUGAAGCGGUGGGGUAAUGAGGUACAGGAAGCUGUUCAAUCAAGGGCUGCUCUAGUACAGUUCCAUGCUCUAGCUCUUCUCCACCAGAUAAGACAAAACGACAGAUUAGCUGUGAGCAAGCUAGUUACCAGUCUGACAAAAGGAACAGUUCGGUCACCAUUAGCUCAAUGCCUUCUGAUCCGGUAUACUUGUCAGGUGAUACGCGAGACUGGUGUAAAUACACCGACAGGAGACCGCCCUUUUUAUGAUUAUCUUGAGGGCUGUCUGCGACACAAAGCAGAAAUGGUGAUUUUUGAAGCUGCUAGAGCAAUAACAGAGCUGAGUGGUGUGACGAAUCGGGAAUUGACUCCUGCCAUCACUGUUCUACAGCUCUUCUUGAGUUCAUCCAAGCCAGUGCUUCGUUUUGCUGCUGUCCGUACUUUAAAUAAGGUUGCAAUGACCCAUCCACUGGCAGUUACAAACUGCAACAUCGAUAUGGAGAGCUUAAUUUCAGAUCAAAACCGGAGCAUUGCAACACUUGCUAUCACCACACUUUUGAAGACUGGAAAUGAGUCAAGUGUGGAUCGUCUGAUGAAACAGAUAACCAAUUUUAUGUCUGAUAUUGCAGAUGAGUUCAAGAUUGUUGUAGUUGAUGCUAUUCGAUCUUUGUGUCUAAAGUUCCCACUCAAGUAUCGUUCAUUGAUGAAUUUCUUAAGCAACAUUCUUAGAGAAGAAGGGGGUUUCGAGUAUAAAAAGGCUAUUGUUGACUCAAUUGUCAUCCUUAUAAGGCAUAUACCGGAUGCAAAAGAAAGUGGAUUGUUUCACUUAUGUGAAUUUAUUGAAGAUUGUGAAUUCACAUAUCUAUCUACUCAGAUACUUCAUUUUUUGGGAGAUGAAGGGCCUAAGACCUCAGAUCCAAGUAAAUACAUACGUUACAUCUAUAACCGUGUAAUUCUUGAGAAUGCUACUGUUCGAUCAAGUGCCGUCAGCACUUUGGCCAAGUAUGGUGCAUUAGUCGAAUCAUUAAAGCCUCGUGUCUUCAUUCUGCUAAAUCGAUGCCUCUUUGACAGUGACGAUGAGGUCCGUGACAGGGCCACACUCUAUCUUAAUACCCUUCGUGGCGAUGGUUCUGAGGCUGAAACCAAUUCCGAAGCGAAAGAAUUCCUUUUUGGAUCAUUGGAUGUCCCUUUGGUUAACCUUGAGAAGAGUUUGAAAAACUACGAGCCUUCUGAGGAAGCUUUUGAUAUUGAUUCCGUACCUAAGGAGGUUAAGUCGCAGCCUCUUGCUGAAAAGAAAGCCACUGGUAAAAAGCAAACUGGUUUAGGUGCACCUCCUGCUGGUCCAAAACCAGUCGUUGAUGCUUAUGAGAAAACUCUUUCAUCUAUCCCAGAGUUUUCAAGCUUCGGGAAGCUUUUCAAGUCUUCGGCUCCUUUUGAAUUGACGGAAGCUGAGACAGAGUAUGCGGUUAAUGUUGUCAAACACAUUUUUGAUGAUCAUGUUGUGUUCCAAUAUAACUGCACGAAUACAAUCCCUGAGCAACAACUAGAGAAUGUAACUGUUAUCGUUGAUGCAUCUGAAGCAGAGGGUUUCGCGGAACUGGCUGUCAAGCCUUUAACAGCCCUACCUUAUGAUUCCCCUGGGCAGACUUAUGUAGCAUUUGAAAAGCCUGAAGGAUUAGCUUUUGGAAAAUUCUCGAAUACUUUAAGGUUCAUUGUUAAAGAGGUUGAUACUAGUACAGGAGAUGUGGAAGAUGACGGUGUGGAAGACGAGUAUCAGCUGGAGGAUGUAGAGAUUGUUGCAGCUGAUUAUAUGCUGAAAAUUGGGGUAUCCAAUUUCAGGAACGCUUGGGAAGGCAUGGGCCCUGAAUGCGAGAAGGUAGACGAGUACGGCCUUGGUGUUAGAGAGAGCUUGGCAGAGGCUGUCAGUGCUGUCAUUAACAUUCUUGGGAUGCAACCUUGUGAGGGGACUGAAGUUGUUCCAAGCAAUUCAAGAUCACACACAUGUCUUUUAUCCGGUGUGUUCGUGGGUAAUGUAAAGGUGCUGGUUCGUUUGUCAUUCGGAAUCGAUGGACCCAAGCAAGUUGCCAUGAAGCUAGCUGUUAGAUCUGAGGAUGAAGCUGUCAGUGAUGCUAUCCAUGACAUUGUUGCCAGCGGCUAAUUUUGGGAGUGUCGGGUGACAAUUCAAAGCCUUCCCUGUGCAAAAAGCGCCAACGUAGUGCUUUACUGCCCCUGAUUUUUUGGGGCACCCUUAUUAGAAUCCUCAUUUUUUCCUAAUAUAUAUAUCUUUUCCUUUUCUUACCUGUACUUUGUCAAAACAACCCUUGUAGAGGGCCUGAUUUUUGAGAGGGGUGACAUCAUCAUCUUGGAUCAUCCUAUAAAACAACACUAGCUAUAUUCUUUCGACCUCUACAUUAAAGAAAGAUGAUCGAGAUUAAGUAAAAUUUGUGUAUGUUACAUAAAAUGUUUCAAGCACUUAUUAUUCCAAUGGGAUUGAUCUCUAACUUAAGUGGAACCUUUGGAUCGUUUUUUA